AAAUAUUGUUACAAAAGUAGUAUUAAGUUGUAUUUGUAUUACUAUAUGCAUCCCUGAUUAUGAACAAUAGCUGUAGGUAUAUGGAAUAGCAUUUGUCUUGUUGUAGACAUCUGGCGCCACGACUGUCUGCUUGUCGAAACAAUAGACAUCUGGCGCCGCACUGUCUGCUUGUCUAGUUAAACAAUUGCUGAGUCUGGCGCCGCGACUGUCUGCUUGCGUCUGGCGCCGUAUAGCAUUAUGUUCUGGUAAUUUCCAGACGCAAUAUUCUAGAAGGACACGUCGGCAUCAGCGAGAAGUGCGUGGCUAUAUAAGCCGUGGCAGCGCCAACGUAAUCAAUCAGUGCUAAGAGUAAACUGCUAUAGUGUAGACGAGUUGUGAAAUAAAGAGUUGUUGAAUUAAAUUAAACAGUGUUGAUUUUAUUUGUCAAUCCAGAGAUACGAACCUAACAAAGUAAACUAGCAAGAGUAAAUUCGUAACAAUUGGUGUCAGAAGUGGGAUUGUCAAAUAAUCCAAAUUCAAGAUGAUUAAAUUCAGAGAAUUGAGAAUUCAGCAAUUAAAAAAGGAACUGGAGGAGCGUAAUUUGCCGAUAAGCGGGCAAAAGGCGGAUCUGCAGGCACGAUUACGUGAAGCAAUGGAAGCGGAUGGAAUUAAUGUGGACGAGUUCGAAUUUGUUGGGCCAGAAACUUCUACAAAGGUAGAAGAGAAAGUAGAAGAACAACGAACAUCAUCAAGUGUAGACAUGAACACGUUGUUAGUGGCUAUUAAGCAAAUGGCAGAAAAUGUAGUGCAAACAGAAAAUCGUCUGGCACAGCAAAUAGCCGAAAAUGCAGAAAAUGCAGUGCAGGCAGAAAAUCGUCUGGCACAGCAAAUAACGCAAAUAGCUGAAAAUACAUCACAGUUAGAGUCUCGCCUUACACAACAAAUAACUGAAAAUAAUACGCAGUUAGAAAAGCGUUUGGUACAACAGAUUACAGAAAAUAAUACACAAGUGCAAGAGAAAUUUUCAAAAUUUGAAGACGAAUUAAGCACAAUAAAAAAUGACGAAGAAAAUUUAAGAUCAGAAUUUCUUCAACUGAGUAAUCGUGUGCGAGAACUGCAACUACAUGGCCCUGCACCAUCAACAAAUAAUCAAAGAUUGAAGGCACCCACAUUCGAUGGAAGUAUUCCAUUUCAAAUUUUCAAACUUCAAUUUGAAAAGACAGCAAUGGCCAAUAAUUGGAAUGCAGCGGACAAGGUGGCGUCCUUGUUUGUAUCAUUGAAAGGACCUGCGGCAGAAAUCCUUCAGACUAUUCCAGACUGUGAACGGGACAACUAUGAGGCAUUGAUGAGUGCGAUAGAAAGACGAUAUGGUAGUGAGCACCGGAAACAAAUAUACCAGAUCGAACUGCAAAAUAGGGGUCAGAAAAUGAACGAGUCAUUGCAAGAGUUCGCAACGGAAAUAGAACGACUGGCUCAUUUGGCAAAUGCAGAUGCACCUGUGGAUUACAUUGACAGGGUAAAAAUUCAAUGUUUCAUAAAUGGAAUUCGUGAUGUGGACACCAAACGCGCCACAUAUGCAUUGCCAAAAAGAACGUUUGCUGAAACGGUUUCGCACGCCCUCACACAGGAAACAGCUUCCCUACUAAGUAAACCAGCACACAAAGUACAAAGGGUUGAAAUGGAACAACCGGCGCUGAUGGAAGAAAUAUUGAAGACUCUGAAGACAAUUGCUGCACCGCGAGUAAAUACAACAGGCAGAUGUUUCAACUGUGGAAAAGCGGGUCACUUUGCCCGAAAUUGCAAUAUAAAAGUAAACCCAUCAAAACGGAAACAACCAACAGAUAACGAGGACGAAGCACCCACAUCUCACAAGUCGUUAAACUAA
Messenger RNA from Bactrocera dorsalis (oriental fruit fly), 1864 nucleotides. RefSeq lists its product as uncharacterized. The transcript is spliced from 2 exons. Lineage: Eukaryota; Metazoa; Arthropoda; Insecta; Diptera; Tephritidae. The record is from RefSeq and is a predicted model, not a curated record. Gene Ontology annotation, molecular function: zinc ion binding; nucleic acid binding. Bases 521 to 1864 code for a protein of 447 amino acids.